AUGGCUCAAGUUUAUCGUGAACGCGAUGUGCGCUACACAAGAGACCAAAGUCCCUCGACUGACGAGGAGAAAUAUACAACUAUAAGACGAUACAAGGUUAGCGGUGGAGGAGAUUCUGGCAGCAGGGUUGUGGAACGGGAUCGCAUUGAACGGUAUGAAGAGGAUGAUGAUCAUAGAUCAAGACAUUCUCAUUCCCACGUUGGCCGAUCGACCGGCGAUACUCUAGAAAUUGAUCGUCGCGUGGAGAGAACUUCCUAUCCAGAACGACCGAGAUCAAAUCUCGAUCCUCAUGACCGGUAUAGGAGUGUCGAGUACGAGCGGGAACGUGAGGUUGAUCGAGAUCAUUACCCCGAGCGACACUCCCGUACCAGAGUCGUAGAAGACAUUAGGGAGACAUCGAGUUCGUCACCUCGCGACAAUUAUUGGGAACGUCAGCAGAGAAGUCCCUGGGAUGAAUCUCGGGAAGUCGAUGUCCGCCUUGACAAGCGUGUCGUGCGCCGAGAUGAGGGUGACCUGAAGGUCAAAGAGAAGUAUGUGGAGGAGCGUAUAGAGGAGCCUCGCGAGUACAAAGAGCGUGACAUCAAAAUCGAGCGUCGCGUCGUCGAGGAAAGAGAGCCUCAUGAUGUCGAUAUCGAGCGAUACCGGAAGGAAGUCGAAUAUUAUGCGGCCCCCUCCCCUCCCCCUGCACCUGUUGUGAUUCGCCAGAAGGCUCCUGAACAGAAAGUCAUAAUCCAUGAAGCGCCUGCUGCGGCCCCCGUAAUAUUUCCCCGCCAGGAACCUACAUUUAUCGUCCUAAGGGAUGAACAUCGCGAUGUCGCCCGUCGGGAGGAGGAAGACUAUUACCGCCGGGAAGACCGUCGGGAUCGGGAAGAUCGUCGACGUCGCGAGGAACGAGAACAUGAAAGCGAUGGCUAUGAGGAAGACUAUUAUGUCAAGAGGACUAUCAUAACACGAGGACGAAGCUCGAGCUCCGAUCGCCACAAGAGACGCCAUCUCGCCGAAGGCGCGCUCGCUGGGGCCGGCCUCUCGGCCUUGCUUUCGGGGCGUAGUGGCAAAGAAGUCGAUCAUCGCGGACAUAGGGGAAGGAAAGUCAUUGCUGGCGCUGCUUUAGGAGCCCUGGGCACAGAGGCUGUACGGCGUGCGAAGAGCGCAUAUGAAGAGCGGUACGAUGAUAGGUACGAACAUGACUACGACGACGAUGUUCGUCGACACCGCCACCGCAGCAAGUCUCGUAGUAGGCUAACAACCGGGUUGGCUAUCGGCGCUGCUGCUCUAGCCGUCGCUGGCGGUCUGAAAUAUAUGCAAAACAACAAAAUUGAGAAAGAAGAAGCCCACCGUGGACGCGCACCGCGACGCCGAUACUCUGACGCCAGCUAUUCGAGAUCUCGAAGUGCUUCAGGUCACGGUCGAAGUCGUAGUCGCAGUCACAGUAAAUCGAGCAUAGCUAAAGCAGCCGUUGCAACUGGUGCUCUCGCUGGCUUGGUGAAGCAUUAUAGAUCAAAAUCUCGAGGGAAAUCCCGCUCAAAGUCCAGAUCAAAGUCCAGAUCAAAGUCCAGAUCAAAAUCUCGCCUCAGAACUGGUGCCGAAAUUGCCGCCGCCGGGCUGACCGGAGCUGCAGCGAAGAAGAUUUGGGAUCAUCGCAAGGAGAAGAAAGAACAUGAACAUGACAGGGAAAUUGAUGAUGAAUAUGACGAUAGAGAUCGAGGCUAUUCAAGAAGCCGAUCUAACUCGAGGUCUCACAGUCGCCAUUCGCACUCACGAGACUCUACGGCUGAUAGAGAAUUAGGCCUGGUUCCCGUCAUUCCCGGAGUGGAGUACGGAAAUGACCCUGUUGAAGGCUACGAGUCUGCCUCCCAAGAGCCACGACGCCGCCGUCGCCGUGACAAUCGACAUCGGUCAUCGUCCGCAUCCGAUCGAGAGGCUCGGAAGAAGAGAAGUCGGAGCACACUGCGAGAUGUUGCCGCUGCUGCAUUCGGCAUUAAGAAGUAUGCGGAUCGCCAGAAAAGUAAAGAACGAGGCGAGAAGUCCCAAGGCACGAGUCGAAACAGGUCACUUGACAAGGAGGAACGAGACCGAGACAGACAUAGAGAAAGGCGAUCUCGUGACCGUGAAAGAAGGCGUUACGAAGAAGAAAUGCCUGACGCACCAUAUUACGGUUACGAUGUCGAAGCACCCCCGUCUCCGCCCCAUGCUUCUGGCGGAUAUCCGCCCCCGGGGCCUGUCCCACCAACCGGACCGAUGAUGCAAGGCCCGAGUGGCUUUACACAACAUUCUAACCAGUCUACAGUCAAUAUUAACCCAUAUGCUCCCCAUCCGCCCUAUAACCCUCAAGACUAUCCCAUAUCAAACCUCCCCCCACCACCACCCGGCCCACCACCCGGCCCUGCCCCUCCAGGUUCGGGUACCCGUUAUGGGCCAGAAUAUGUGAGUCAUCCACGCUCCGGUGACAACCAAUCCCUUCCCCAGACCCCUCGGAGCAUCGCUACUGAGCAGGAUGGUAUAACAUAUCACAAGCGAUCGCCCUCUGAUGACUCUUUAACACACUCUGAACUAGACCCGUCUCCUAAAGUGAAAUUCAUUCCCCUCUCCCCAAAGUCAUCUCAAACUCUCCGUAGACAUCGUCGGCAAUCGGGCGAUCGAGCAAUGAUUAAUGUUGAUAACACACACGAACCAUCCUCUCCUAAACAACCCCAGACUCUUCGAAAGCGAUCGGAUUCAGACACGUCAUUCAAUCGUCCGCAAUACCAAAGACACAAACCACGUGGUGAUAGAUCACCGCAUUCCGACGACGGUGAAGUUGAAUAUCUGCCCGACCGCUUUGAUUCCUCGGGUCAACCGCUUGAGGCCGACCGUACGCUCAAUGGGAUUCCCAGACGGGGUAGUUUCGAAUAUCUCCCGCGCGAUGGGAACGACUGGCACAUCCGCGGAGCGUGGCGGACUAUCGGCGAUCCAGAUCCCCUUUCUUUCAGCGAAUUGGCGCAAACUUUCGGAGGCCUUCUACAACCUCGUGGCGGCUUGGUGGGCAUGCUUGGAGACGUGUUAAGGGAUAUAUGAUUUACGACAACGAAUGUGGAUAGAUUUUCUAUUGGAAUGGUUUAUUGAUUUAUGUAAAGACGACCGUUAUGAGUUACAGAUUCGUUUUGUUAUAAGUCAUAAGAGCCUUUCUCUUUCAAGUUUUUUGUUGGCGGUGCACAGGUUCGGAGUGUUGGAUCUCACUACUCUGAAGUAUAAGCGUUUUAAGGGGAUCUCUUUGAAGGAGAGGAGGUAGAUGUAAUCUCUUUUGAUCUCGUUUUUUACGACUUAUGAUAGUUUUUUGUUUUCAUUUUUAUAUCUCUUACACUAUUAAUUCACUGCC
Hypoxylon fragiforme is the source of this 3355-nucleotide messenger RNA. RefSeq lists its product as uncharacterized. The record is from RefSeq and is a predicted model, not a curated record. NCBI's taxonomy places the organism in Eukaryota, Fungi, Ascomycota, Sordariomycetes, Xylariales, Hypoxylaceae. The transcript is spliced from 6 exons. Bases 1 to 3054 code for a protein of 1017 amino acids.